GCAAAGAAAUACAAAAUAUUAAAAUGAGUGUUUGUCGUGGAUGCUUAACGGAAGAAGCGAAUGCGUACCAUUUACUUUUCGCCAAAUUCGGUGAAAUUCCUGUGAAAGAUACGUACGAAUGUUGUACAGGUUUGGUCGUGGAUCGCGAGGACGGUUUGCCGAGGUACAUUUGUGAUGUAUGCUGCAAAGGGCUUCUGCAGUUCCAUGCACUGCGCAAACAAAUGCUUGAAUCUAACGUGUAUCUUCGAACAAACGACAAAUCACCUACAUUCGAUUGUGAGCAGCGAAGUGAAUCUUUGGAUUUACAAAUCUACAUAGGAAAUACGAAUGAUGGAACGGACAGCGAUGACUCAACGCCGGUAGAAGAAAUAGCAUCGAAUUACAAUGUUGGAGAAAGCAGUACACACGAGGAAGAUAAACAUGAAGAAUACGACGAUGAACAUCGCAUCGAGUACUUGGAGGAAGCAGAACAUUUGCUACUAGCUUCAGAUACUGUACCUGAGCAGGAUGAUAUAGAAGAUUCGAAAAUACGAUGCUGCGGCUGCCCGAGUAUACGAUUUAAAACCGAGAAGGAGUUGUCUCACCAUUCACAGGAUGUACACGCCAAAGAUCGGAUUAAUAGUAACGUACGCCCGUAUGAGUGUGGCGUUUGUUUUAAGCGCUACUCAACGAUACUGUUACUUGAGCGACAUCGCAGCAUGCCAUUUCGAGGUCGAAAUUACCAGUGCACCGAAUCUGGCUGCGAAGCCCGCUUCGUUAGUCGUAGCGCACUGUAUAACCACAAAAAAAGUAAGCACUCGGACAUACGGUCCUACUCGUGCGACUUGUGUGAUAUGACCUUCUUUACCAGCAGCACCCUAUUGUCGCAUCGUAAGAUCCACUGCGAAAAGCAGUACCAGUGCCAAACCUGCUUGAAAAUGUUUCACCGCCAGAAUGACUUGCUCUCCCACCAAGCGUUACAUCUCGACGAGCGGCCGUUCAGUUGCGAUCGCUGUGACUCAAGGUUUAAAUCCCGAAACAAUCUGCGAAGUCACCAGCGUACACAUGAGAAUGGGCCAUGGCUGGCGUGUAUGUAUUGUGAUGCCACUUUUAACACCUACAAUACUCGAAAGGUGCACCAUUUGAGCCAUAAAAAUAUUGUUCCUUUCAUGUGCGACUAUUGUGGUAAAGUUUAUAAACGGAACUUUCCAUUAAAAUUGCACAUCGAGAAAGUUCAUGGCAGGGUUUGCGACGGUACCAUGGGCAAAACUGUAGCUGAAUCUGCUUUAAGUUAUUCGGAGUAAUUUCAAACAAUUAAAUAUAAACUUUAUACUUCCAUUCCAAACAGAUUUGUGCCUUUAGUACAAAAAACUGCGACACUGCCCUUCGAGUGUCUAUUGUAGCCUCGAUUGUGGUAGUAAAGAGGUGGUUUUCACAAUAUGUACAAUCAGUCUGUCCGCGACAGCCGAGCGGUAGCGCCGGUUAGAAAAUUGGCCCAUGAGCUCCGAGGCUUAAUACCUCGAU
Anopheles coustani is the source of this 1503-nucleotide messenger RNA. RefSeq names its product zinc finger protein 493-like. Gene Ontology annotation, molecular function: DNA-binding transcription factor activity, RNA polymerase II-specific; zinc ion binding; RNA polymerase II transcription regulatory region sequence-specific DNA binding. Gene Ontology annotation, cellular component: nucleus. Bases 24 to 1283 code for a protein of 419 amino acids. Gene Ontology annotation, biological process: regulation of transcription by RNA polymerase II. The record is from RefSeq and is a predicted model, not a curated record. The transcript is spliced from 2 exons. NCBI's taxonomy places the organism in Eukaryota, Metazoa, Arthropoda, Insecta, Diptera, Culicidae.